UCGCAAAUGCCAGGCCUGGCUCAAUGCCUUCAGGGCAAAUGAAGGCUUAACUACAUCUUUCCCUGGGGCUGGAAAGCUCCUCGACAAGCGAUUGGUGUCUGACGAGGAGGACGUGAAGGACGAAGACGGUUUCGUCGUGAAGAUAAAGGUAACGGAGAAUAAACAAAGGGGCCCAUAAUGUGAUUGGUUGUAGAGAUCAUGAAACAGAGAAAGGGGCCAUAAAUGACGACAUUAGUACGAUAACUGUUAUGUGCAAUCCAGCAAAGAAAAAUAAGUUUUCCCACCGUGCUUGUAAUACUGUUACGCAUGUCUUUUUUAUUAUUCGCCUCGUUUACUCGUACCAUGGAAGACAAAGAGCACCAUGAAGGGCAAAGUGAACUUGCCCACUACAUCAGUAAUACUAAACAUCCUUCCUUUGAGUCCUUCGUGCUGAACAAUCUCGAAAAUAUCGCACAUUGGUCGAGGAACUUGAACAACGAUGAUCUUGACUUACAUGACAUAUGGGCAUGCAGAUACACAAAACUGUUGAAAAGUCUGCAACCUCAUUUAAAGACAAAAUCACUGAAAUUCAACAAGGCCUUGUGGCAUUCUGUUUCGGAGUUGAAGGCGCUUCUGAGGACUGAUCACCUCUAUAAUGAAAAAAGCAUCGAAUUGAUCGGCGAAUAUAGCAAGAAGGCGGAGGUCAUUGUCAAGGAUCAUCUUGAUAGACAGCUGGCAAACAGUGCCAAACGCCACCAACCAAUGGGUAACGCCGAUAGGAACGAAGAUUCCCUGAAAAAGAAGGGAAAGCGAAAGCAGACGUCUCCCGAAGAAUGUCAGGACAAUCCAUUUGGCGAGGGUUCAAGUCGUGCUCUCAUAGCACCGGCAAAUAUCCCAUCACAACUGUCAAAUGAUAGCAUUUUCAAAAUGGGUUACAAGAAGCUUGCUGGCCUUCAAUGGGACGAUACAGAACGACAACUAUUUAAAGAACUUCACGACGGCAAUCCCUUUGUUGGUGGGAAAACAGGCCUGGUCUCGUUUAUCGUCAACUUACUCCAAUCACUCUUAUCGACGGAAGACUUACCAAUUAUCAAGCUGUCUUUAUCUGGCAUUGUCAAUCAGAUGAAUCCGAGAAUGUUUGAGCAAGUCAAACCGUAUCUAACAGGAUUCGAUUAUGAACGUCGCUUCCAUGAAGUGAUAAAUUCCCUCGUUGGCCGUGGAUUAAAAGAAGAUGUCAGUGCUAUGGUCGAUGAAGUUAACGAGAGCCUGAUGAAGGACGGUGUUGAGGCUAGCCUCGACCUCAUUGACGACCUGAAAAAACCUUCCCGUAGAAAUGGCGCUCGUUCUCAGCAAGGGUAUCGUGUUUUGCUCAUCCUAGGGUAUUUAAUCAGAGGCAAUCACGACUAACCGGAUUGGCUUGGUGAUGGAAGCGAUUUUCUGUUGGACACCGAUCCAAUUGGUGUAUGGCGAACACACAAGCGAGUGCACGCAAUCAGUGCGCCAAUACAAUGAAACUGUAUUCGGAACCAACUC
Messenger RNA from Radiomyces spectabilis, 1512 nucleotides. RefSeq lists its product as uncharacterized. The record is from RefSeq and is a predicted model, not a curated record. The transcript is spliced from 9 exons. Bases 307 to 1386 code for a protein of 359 amino acids. NCBI's taxonomy places the organism in Eukaryota, Fungi, Mucoromycota, Mucoromycetes, Mucorales, Radiomycetaceae.